Messenger RNA from Actinia tenebrosa (Australian red waratah sea anemone), 1565 nucleotides. Its product is annotated as COP9 signalosome complex subunit 8. The record is from RefSeq and is a predicted model, not a curated record. Gene Ontology annotation, biological process: COP9 signalosome assembly; protein deneddylation. Gene Ontology annotation, cellular component: COP9 signalosome. NCBI's taxonomy places the organism in Eukaryota, Metazoa, Cnidaria, Anthozoa, Actiniaria, Actiniidae.
GUCAGCAGUUUUUUUGGUAAACCAUUCAAAAUGGCGGUCCACAUAGAAAAUGUUGAGGAACUUUGUUCAAAUCUUGAAGAAUUAGAACUAGAUGGGUCUGCAAAUGCAGAGGUUUACACACAGCUGUUGGCUAUCUAUCUGCUUCAAUGUGACAUCUGUAAUGCAAAGUUUCUUUGGAAAAGAAUACCAGAAGAUGUAAAAGCAAGUUGCCCUGAGCUUUCAAAGUUAUGGACUUUGGGAUGUCAUAUGUGGAAAAGAGAUUACCUCAAUAUUUACUCUUCUUUACAACAAGAUUGGUCACCUCUAAUCCAGACUUACAUGGUAUCAUUAAAAGAAAAAUUACAAGAAAAAGCAUUUAAUCUAAUUGCAAAUGCAUACACCUAUAUAAAAGUGGAUGACUUUGUGGUGUACAUGGGAAUGACAAAAGAGUCUGCUAUAGAAGUUGCCAAAAGCCGUGGAUGGAUCUUUGACACAAACAACAUGCUCUUGAAUCCGAAAAAACCAGAUACUGUUGCUAAGGAGAUUCCACUGACCAGUGAGCAAGAACUUGGCCUAUUAACUGACUAUGUGUCAUUCUUGGAAAACUAAACUAAAAUUCCCACUCCGUCAUGUUCGGCUUAACCAACAAAUGACAAGACCUUGCUUCUUGAGAAGAGAAAAUAGGAUGUUUAUUCAGCUAAAAGGAUUGAGACAAUCUAAAAUGUACAUAUUAUGUUUAAUCACGAAGUUGUUCUUAUUAUGGAAUUCUCUAAGGCUGUUCAUUUGAAAAUACUUAAAGAAAACUAAUAUCAAGCCUGAUUUCCAUGGGUCAAAGACACACCUACGAUGCCACCGCAGAUACUACCUUGGAUGCCAUUGCAUUGCGAUGAUGAAAACACCUUGUCGGCGGCGGCAUCACAGACUGUCCAGGUUUGCCCCCGGCAUGCCUGCCAAAGUUGAGUUGAGUUCAAGUUUUACAGCAUGUCGGCGGUGUCCGCGAUAGUCCCAGACUCGCCUGCGACGUACAAUGAAUAUGGAAACAUAUUCAGCCCCGUUUACACUAGCGAUUUUUGCGGCGAUUUUUGCUGCCAUUUUUUUGCGAUAUUGUCCAUAAUAAAUAAUGGUAAAGAGUUUACUUGUAAAGUUUUUUUCAGGAUACCAGGAUUUUCCUAGACGAAUGUCUCUUUUGAAGGAUGAGACAAAAGAUUUCAUAUUUCCGAAAAUUGCCACAAAAAUGGCAGCAAAAAUGGCCGCAAAAAUCGCCAGUGUAAACGGGGCUUUCGGCCAUCUGCCUGCGAUAUUUUCCGCUGGCAUAAUUGAUGCAACAAUUAUUGUAAUUUUACGCGAUUUUCGCCGUGCCGGUAUAACAUUUCCAUGAAUGGCGUCCUAGGUAGUGCCUGCAGUGGCAUCGCAGGCGUGUGGCCGACAUAACCGGCUCUAUAUCACAGGGCGUCUCAGGCUGCUUGAGACAUGACUGGGGCAAUAACCGGCGAUGUUAUCGCACGCGUGCCGCCGAUAUAUGGGAACCAUACGAAACGGUUAAAACAGUGAAAAAUAAAAUAAAAUUAUCGGAAAGUAGCAUGGAA